CAGUAUGACCAAUUCUACUUAUCCCAAACUAAAACUUACAUACUUUGAUCUCAAAGGUCGUGCUGAACACAUUCGUCUUGCACUUCAUAUUGCUGGUAUUCCAUUUGAAGAUGAACGUAUCAGCAGAAAAGUAUUCGCAACAAUGAAGGAAUCUACUCCAUUUGGCCAAAUCCCUGUUCUUACCAUCAACGACGAUGUUCAGAUCGCACAAUCAACCAGCAUUCUCCGUUAUGUUGGCACUCUUGCUGGCCUCUACCCUUCUACCGAUGCAUUAAAGGCCGCUUUUGUUGACCAAAUUGUUCUACAUAUUGCUGACAUGACAUCUCCACUAGCUACUCUCAUGUUCGAGACUAACGAGCAUAAUCGUUCCGAAAUGUCAAAGGCACUUACAAACGAAAAGCUUCCUGCCAUGUUUGCAUCCCUCGAUCGAGUGAUUGCAAAACAUGGAAAUGGAACUUGGGCUGCUGGAGAUGCAUUAACUGUUGCAGAUCUGGCAGUGUACAUUUUUGUUGGAAUUUUCAAAACUGGAUUUUUCAAGGACAUUCCAUCUAACAUUGCUGAUGGAUUCAAGGGUGUGUAUGGAGUGUUUGAGGCUGUUGCACGUCACCCCAAGGUUGUCGAGUGGGAAGCUGCUCAUUAAGAUCGUAUUCAUGUCAAAUGGAAGCGUGCCGAGUGCAUAAUAAACAGUCUCAUG
Messenger RNA from Batrachochytrium dendrobatidis JAM81, 694 nucleotides. RefSeq lists its product as uncharacterized. The transcript has a single exon. The record is from RefSeq and is a predicted model, not a curated record. NCBI's taxonomy places the organism in Eukaryota, Fungi, Chytridiomycota, Chytridiomycetes, Rhizophydiales. The coding region runs from base 5 to 640 and encodes 211 amino acids. Gene Ontology annotation, molecular function: glutathione transferase activity. Gene Ontology annotation, biological process: glutathione metabolic process.